AUGCAGUUUUCAUUCUCUGCCAUCGCCAUCCUUUUGGCCUUUGGGGUCAACCUUGCAUCGGCCGACAGGCACCACGAUCUUGUUUGCGUCAAGAAAGAAUCUAACAACAACAGCCACGUGCACAUGCCUGCCACACGAUGUGCCUGCGAUCACCUGAAGAAGGUUGGCAAAUGUGACGACUGCUCCGUGUUCGAGGACCAUUCCUGCCAUUCGGACGGCGAGAAACUGGACGGAGACGAGUUUGAACAUGCAUGCACCACCAUAUGCUCCGAAUUUGACGCCACCGGGUCGUCCAUCCUCCCUUGA
Messenger RNA from Pyricularia pennisetigena, 306 nucleotides. RefSeq lists its product as uncharacterized. The record is from RefSeq and is a predicted model, not a curated record. The transcript has a single exon. The coding region runs from base 1 to 306 and encodes 101 amino acids. Lineage: Eukaryota; Fungi; Ascomycota; Sordariomycetes; Magnaporthales; Pyriculariaceae.